AUGGCGCUGCUUGGGUCGAAUGCCUCCCCAUCAGGAGACGGGGCUCUUCAGCCCCGUCUGUCAACUCUUUCAACAAUGGCCAUGGCCUUUGCCAUUCUCAACACCUGGAUUGCGCUUGCUGGCUCAAUAGGUCUUGUCCUGCCGUCUGGUAGUUCUGUUGCACUAUUGUACGGUUUCAUCUUCUGCGUCCUAUGCUGUUUUUGCGUGGCCGCAAGUCUUGGGGAGCUCAGCUCUAUCUGGCCGACGGCUGGAGGGCAGUACCACUUUGUGUACGCUCUUUGCACAGAAAGAUGGAGAAAGCCAAUGAGCUUUGUAGUCGGAUGGGCCAAUAUUGUUGGUUGGCUUGUCGUGGUGACUGUUCAGGACUACUUUGGCUUAUAUUGGUCCAUCUUCGGCGUUGUCAUCAUCAGCAUUGUUCUACUCUCCAUGUCAGACAAGACUAGCGCAGAGUUUGUCUUUACAAACUUCAACAACGAGACUGGCUGGCCCGAUGGAAUGGCCUGGAUCUUGGGUCUACUUCAGUCUGCUCUCUCUCUUAUUGCAUUCGACGUUGUGUUGCAUAUGACAGAAGAGAUGCCGAACCCGUCCAGGGAUGCCCCUCGAGCAAUGCUGUACUCCAUUGUUAUUGGAGGUGUCACUGGCUUUGCCUUCAUUCUUGUUAUGCUCUUCUGUCUUGUCGACCCCGAAACCAUCCUCGCUACUCCAACCGGUAUGCCCAUCGUCGAGCUCAUUCUCCAAGCAACAAAGAGCCGGGCUGCUGCCACCAUUCUCAGUCUGAUGCUCAGCGUGUGCUUCAUCAACGGCACGAAUGCUAGCAUUACCAGUGUCAGCAGAUUGCUUUACGCCAUGGCUCGCGAUCGCGGCAUCGUCUUUCACAAUUACUUUGCUCACAUCCAGUCGGGUUUAAACGUGCCAGUACGGACCAUCAUGUUCUGCUUUGUCUUCAAUAUCCUCUUCGGUCUCCUAUAUCUGGGACCAGUGGUUGCUUUCAGCGCAUACGUGGCGUCUUGCACCAUCUUCUUGAACAUGUCUUAUUCGGUCCCAAUCUUGGUCCUCCUCGUCCGUGGAAGGAAGGUGCUUGCCAACUACCAGUCUGCAAAGACCCCCUUUAAAAUGGGAAAGAUAUUUGGCUUGAUCGUGAACAUUAUCGCUGCACUCUAUGUUGUUGUUACUUCAGUGUUUUUCUGCUUCCCUACGUUUCUUCCGGUCACUGGAGACAACAUGAACUAUGUAUGCGUUGUCAUCGGCAUUUUUGCCAUGGUCGUUGGGGUUUAUUGGAUUUUCUUUGGAAAGAACUUUUUGGGCCCUCAAGAUUUGAUCGUGGCGGAAUUUGACGGUGUUGUUGGUUGCCCUGUUUCCACGCAGAACUCAGGUGAAGAGGACAAGGCCGAAAAGGGGUCCCACAGAGAACUCAAGUGA
Molecule: messenger RNA, 1419 nt
Organism: Trichoderma aggressivum f. europaeum
Lineage: Eukaryota; Fungi; Ascomycota; Sordariomycetes; Hypocreales; Hypocreaceae
Exons: 8
Coding region: 1-1419 (472 amino acids)
Biological process (GO): transmembrane transport
Cellular component (GO): membrane
Molecular function (GO): transmembrane transporter activity
Source: RefSeq, a predicted model, not a curated record